Messenger RNA from Monopterus albus (swamp eel), 2024 nucleotides. It is a transcript of the gene efna1b, whose product is annotated as ephrin-A1b. Gene Ontology annotation, molecular function: ephrin receptor binding. The transcript is spliced from 4 exons. The coding region runs from base 201 to 905 and encodes 234 amino acids. Gene Ontology annotation, cellular component: plasma membrane. The record is from RefSeq and is a predicted model, not a curated record. Gene Ontology annotation, biological process: axon guidance; ephrin receptor signaling pathway. Lineage: Eukaryota; Metazoa; Chordata; Actinopteri; Synbranchiformes; Synbranchidae.
UGUAGUGAACCAGUCAGGAGUUGCAACAGUGUGUAAACAGCUGUAUCACUGAAUUGCUUUGAUUACUACACUGCGAGCGUAAAAUUAACGAUUGGUUUCCGUGCGCGUAUUUACGCAUCCAACUAUUCGAUAACAUCGUCUUUUUUAAAUUAUCGCUUGCUACUUUGAACUUGUUGAGGUUCCUGUGGAGAAGAGAAGCUAUGGAUUUGGUGUGGCUGGUGUGUUUGGUGCUGAGCAUCGGCGCCUGGUUCGUCUCUGCCGAGAGGCAUAGUGUCUACUGGAACGGCUCGAAUCCAAACUUCCUGUGGGAUGAAUAUACAGUGGAAGUGCAUAUCAACGACUAUCUGGACAUCAUCUGUCCCCACUACACCCAUGGCGAGGUGUCGUUGCACGCAGCUGAGCGCUAUGUGCUGUACAUGGUGGAGAGGGAGGACUACGAGGUGUGCAAACCUCACUCUUUCGACCAGCUUCGUUGGGAGUGCUCACGGCCCUUCGCCCCCCACGCUCCAGAGAAAUUCUCUGAGAAGUUCCAGCGCUUCACACCCUUCACCCUGGGCAAGGAGUUCAAACAGGGAGAGAGCUAUUAUUAUAUCUCUAAGCCAAUGCAUCAUCACGGCCAGGACUGUCUCAGGCUCAAAGUGGAUGUAGUCGGACAUAAAGGAUCUGGAAAGACUAACUCAGAUAAAUCCAAUGCAGAGGAGACAGGGAAAAGCCUGGAUGGAGGAAGAGUAAAGUUUCCUGCCACCGGAGGAGUUCACAAUCCCUCUAACCGGCUCCCAGCAGAUGACCCUGCUGUGAUGGAGCCAAACAUCCAGAGGAGUAUCGGCAGCUCAGGAGCACAGCUGAUCUCUCUUUCACUCUUCUUUACCAUGAUCCCAGUCUUAUUAGCCCUUAUGCUACACUGAGACUGACUGGAACGCCAUAACAAAGACAAUGCUAACCCAGUGCUGGUCACUGGGAUUAUGAACACUGAGAUUUUUUUAUACUGAUUUUUUAUAUGGGAAUGGACAGUGCUGUCAGUAUGUGUGUGUGUGUGUGUGUGUUUGAUGUGAUUGUGUGCAUGAAUGUGGAGCGUGGACCGUUCCAAAGAAGAGGACCUCAAAGAAGUUUUUUUUUAACACUGUCACAAGGAUUGACUUCUCAUUAAUGACCGUUUAACUUGUACACUUGUCAGCCAUUAUGAUCAAAAAUGGGAGCAAAGUGAUUAAACUCUUAAUGAAUCAGUCAGAUUGAAAGAGACAAGAGGAAUACAAUUAUCCUCAUUAUGGUGUGUUUUCUCUUUUUCAUACCAUUGGUACAACUGUGCAGAUAAUUGUGCAUUACUGUCCUCAAAGAGUCAAUGGCAUUUUUCUUCCUCUACGUGCAAACAAUUGUGUGUAGUGAAAAAGUUGUCGGCUUCUGCCAAAAUGGUAUACUUUAUGUAGGAUUUCUGUCAUGUUGAUGUGUAGCACUCAGCUCCCUGUUCUUAUAUCUCUUUCAUCUCUGUUCAAGCAGAGAAAGGCAGAAACUGUAUAUCAGGUACUGCAGUGUAGAAAAUACAUAAAGCAUCUGAUGUCACACAUUUUUCACUUAUGAGAGAACGCAAGUAAACACAGGAUAAUCCAAACUAAUGUUUCUCAACCUUGUUGUUUGCUAAUGGUCUAAUAAAGUGAUACUUACCGGUGCAUGCACAUAGUUUUUUCCCAUUUGAUGCAGUUUUUUCCUAAGAAAAAAGGCACAAACGAUAAAUCCUUAAGUCCUUAACAAUGUAAUGCAUGUUUCUUGAGAGUUUGUGGUGUAAGGUUGAGAGCCAAAAACAAAUCAAAUCUAAAACUAACAGGUAUUUUAGGGAGCUGAGAUUAUUCAGUACUUAUGAUUAUUCACUCAUUCCCACUGUGUUGACAGUAUCGUGGUACACUGACUGGUAUUUGCAGGUGUGAUCCCACUUGCACACUGUCUAACCUCAAACUGAAGGGACUUUCCACAAUACAUUUACAGUUGUUUUUCUUAUUAAACAUACUUGUGUAAUUUUGUAAAUUGUUACA